AUGAAAUUACAAUUUUUACUACAAACAUCUUCAGCCGCUACUCAAGUUCUUACUAAUCCAGAACUUUUAGGCAUAAUAAUUUCUCAUAUUGAAUAUGAUGAUAUAAAUUCCCUUUAUUCAUUUUCAUUGGUAAAUAAAUUCUGGUGUAAAAUUGGUAUUCCCUACCUAUGGAAAUCACCAUUAUCUUUAAAUCUCCUCAAUAUUACUAAGAUCAUACCAAUUUAUAUUUCAUGUUUAGAUAAAUUAACUAAACAGAAAUUGUCACAAUUAUUAAAACAUGAUUAUAAUAAAAGGGAAAAUAUUUUAAUUGAAAGUAUUUAUAAUAAUCAUAUUUAUAAUAGUCAAAAUAAUAAUCAUAAUAAUCAUAAUAAUCAUAAUCAUAACUUCCAAUUAUCAAGAAUAAAUGAAAAUUUAAGAAAUAUAAGAAAUUCAUUUAUUAAUUUAUUAAGAUCAAAUUAUUUAUUCACAAAACCAUCAACUUUUAAUUAUUUAGAAUUUAUUAAUGAAAUUAAUUUACACUCUUUAUAUAAACUUAUUUUUGAAUGGUUAUCCGAUUUAUAUUCCAAUGCCACCAUAAUUAAUUACAUCAUCGAUGACACAAAUUCCCUUAUUAAUUCUAUCAAUACCAACAUUCAAAAUAUAAACUAUAAUAAUAAUAUAAUCAACGAUCAAACACUAAUAUUGACACAACAAUUCUUUAACUUUUUUAUAAACAAUUCAAAUCAUCUUCAACAUUUGAAAUUUGAAGAUUUUUAUAAUUCCCCUCUUACCCUUAUUCAAUCUUUUGUUUCUGAUAAUAAUAAUGAUCAACAGAAAUUACAAUCACAAUUAUCAAAACUUAAAUCAUUAGAUUUGCAAUUAAUUAAUAUUAAUCCUGAUUUGAUUUCCAAAUUUAAUUCUUACAAUACUCAUCAACUUCAUACAAUUAGUUUAAAAUCUAAAUAUGAAAGGGUUCCACCUAAUUUUUCUUUAUUAAUUGAAAAACAAGAAGGAUUAAAAAUUCUUUUAUUAGAGAAUGUCAGAAUUGAUAUUCCAACUUUCGUUUCUAUAAAUUCUCAAUAUUUAUCACUUGGAAAUUUAUCAUUAAUCAAUGUGAUAGUAAAUUCUUCAGAUGCGUUAAAGAAAUUAUCUAGAUGCAUAAAUUUACACACCUUGAGAAUUGAAUUUAACAAAGAAAUACCUGAAACUUAUAAUAAUUUAAGUAGAUUAUGGAAUUUACAAUUUCCAAUAUUAAAUAAAUUAAUAAUUAUUGGAAAUAUCUCAAAGAAUGAUUUGGAAAAUUAUAAUUUUGAAAAUGACAUUUUAAAAUUUUUCGGAAUUAAUUCAAAAUGUUAUGAUUAUUCAACCAAAACCAAUUCUUAUUCACCUAGAUUAUUGGGGGAAAUUCAAUUACCUAGAUUAUCUGAAUUAAAAGGAUUAAGAUAUUUAAAGCAUUUAGAUUUAGAAAUGAAAUUUACCUCAGUUCAAAUAAGUCAUUUACUUGACAUGUGGAAUAAAGUUCCAUUAAUUCACCUUAAUUAUUUAUGUAAGGAUGAUGUAAGUGAUCAUCAUUCAAUAUUAUCUAAAUUUAGUCAAUCAUUGAAUCAGCAAAGGCUUUAUAAAGUUGAUAUAAAGGAUUCACCUUAUUGGUAUGAUAAUACAACUUAUAGAAUUGAUUUAGAUUUAUAUCAUUGUUGUAUUUAA
Diversispora eburnea is the source of this 1683-nucleotide messenger RNA. Lineage: Eukaryota; Fungi; Glomeromycota; Glomeromycetes; Diversisporales; Diversisporaceae. The record is from the annotation of a GenBank genome assembly.